This is a messenger RNA of Thamnophis elegans (Western terrestrial garter snake), 947 nucleotides long. It is a transcript of the gene IFT43, whose product is annotated as intraflagellar transport 43. Gene Ontology annotation, cellular component: intraciliary transport particle A; cilium. Lineage: Eukaryota; Metazoa; Chordata; Lepidosauria; Squamata; Natricidae. Gene Ontology annotation, biological process: intraciliary retrograde transport. The transcript is spliced from 11 exons. The record is from RefSeq and is a predicted model, not a curated record. Bases 63 to 845 code for a protein of 260 amino acids.
UCUCCGGAAGUAAACGGCUCCUCGCUCCCAAUCUCGCGCUCCGGGUACGUUGGGCCUGAGGGAUGGAGGACGAGUUGGAGCUGGAUGAGGAGAUCUGCAAGGGGGUAGUAAAGAUGGGUAGACGUGCUCAUCAAGAUUUCUUUCCAGAAGAAAACCACACUAGCCAGACGAACUCUCCGGCUGCACAGCGUCCAUCAUCUAAACCACAUAUACGUGAAGGAGUGUGGUCUGGCUUUGUUGGUGUAAAUAAGUCAAAAAAGAAACCUGCAGAACAAGAAGUUGAAGAUCAUCGUCUAAGACAACAGAGCAUAGAGGCAGGUAAUGGAGAAGAUAUACCAGUGAUCCCUGACUUGGAGGAAGUACAAGAGGAGGACUUCGCCAUGCAAGUGGCAGCCCCCCCUAGUGUUCAGGUGAAUAGAGUGCUGACCUACCAUGACUUGGACAAUGAUCUCAUGAAGUACGCUGCAUUCCAAACCUUGGAUGGAGAGAUUGAUCUCAAAUUGCUCAGUAAAGUCUUAGCACCAGAACAAGAAGUACGAGAGGAUGAUGUCAUCUGGGACUGGAACCAUCUAUACACAGAGGUUGCCUCUGAACUUCUAAGCGAAUGGGACUCUGGGCAAUCAGAAAAAGAAGAGAACCGGGCUUCCGGGGGGAGGAGCCUGCCGUCGCCGGUGGCUCAACGGAGCUGCCCUCAGAGUUCUGGACAGAGGUGUCGAACUGGCAGCCAGCAGGCCGAAUGCAUCACAUGCAGCCCACAUCCACCCCAGCUCCGCGAAAGGAAAAAGACUUGCAAUAUGUCACGUGACAGCACGAUAGGAGCAAUGGAAUGUGCGAAAAUGAAAUGAACAUGCAAAAGAAGUUGACUGAGAUGAUAAUCUGUGAUUGUACAAAGAAAAAAAUUGUAGGGAGACAUCUUUGAGAAUAUUCUGUACUCUUUAAGUAAACGU